Physella acuta is the source of this 2205-nucleotide messenger RNA. RefSeq names its product leucine-rich repeat-containing protein 47. NCBI's taxonomy places the organism in Eukaryota, Metazoa, Mollusca, Gastropoda, Physidae. The record is from RefSeq and is a predicted model, not a curated record. Gene Ontology annotation, biological process: phenylalanyl-tRNA aminoacylation. Gene Ontology annotation, molecular function: phenylalanine-tRNA ligase activity; RNA binding; protein binding.
UGCCUAUGCAUCAAAAUGGCGUCCGGCAUGUGGGAAGAAGUUCUCGCUGUUAAGACCGAAAAUCGCAGAGAGCUUAAUUUACAGGGUCCAUUUAUCAAUAAAAGAAUUGAGGAUAGAGGGUUAGAUGAGGGGGUUUUUACGUUGACUGGCUUGAACCUAUUAAAAAUAGCAGGCACUCCGUUAGAAAGUUUAUCAGAAAAGCUAGGGAAUCUGAACAAUCUCACGUCAUUGAUGCUAGAAAAUAAUAAAUUGAAGGAACUACCCUCCUCAGUCGGAAAUCUAGUAUCUCUCAAAUUUCUUGAUAUAUCAGGAAAUAAACUUGAAUCAUUACCCGAUACACUCUCAAACCUUGUCAACAUACAGUCUUUAAAUGCAAACCUGAAUAACUUGCAGUCCUUCCCAGAUGUUUCCAACAUGAAAGUUCUUGCUUACUUGAGUAUUGCUAGAAAUAAAUUAUCUGCUUUACCACCGGGAGUUUGUGAUCCAAGUUUAACGUUGCUAAGCACAAUUGAUGCUGCCAACAAUGAAAUAACUUCAAUACCCACUGAGAUUUCUAAUCUUACUCAUUUAAUCAAAUUGGAUGUAACAUCUAACAAGUUAGAUUCAUUACCCCUUGAAUUAUGUGAGUGUCCAAAAUUGAGAGAAGUGAUUAUUGUAGAUAAUAAAAUGAAGGAUAGGAAAUUGUUGAAGCUUGCAGAACACUCAACAAAAGCAUUACUAAACUACCUCAAAACUCAGUUGGACAAACAGCAAGCGCUAGAAAAAGGUAAUAAGAAAGACAAGUCUAAAAAAAGUAAUAAGAAGAAAGGGGAUAAAAAAGAAGUUGAAGAUUUGGAGCGCGACAUCAUAUCAGUUCUUCAAUUUGAAGUCGACAAUGGAUUUGUCAUUACAGCUACACAAGCAGUUAUGAGUGUGCGGCAAUACAUUGUUUGUUGCAUUAUUAAAAAUUUGGAUUUCAGCAAAUCAAAUAAUAUGUUCAAACGCUUCAUCAAUUUGCAGACUAAGUUGCAUGAAUCAAUCUGUGAAAAGCGACAAACAGCUACAAUUGCAACACAUGAUUUCAAGCUUAUCAAGGCUCCACUUGUGUAUGAUGCGCUUAGACCACAUGUAAUCCAGAUAACUCCUUUGUUCAAGACCAAAGUGACCACAGCUGAAAUUUUGAUGAAAGAGCUAAGGGAUGAAGCUGAGGCAUUUAGAAAAGAAAAAAAAAGAAGUACUUUAAGUGGUAUUCAUAAAUAUCUGGACCUCUUGAAGGACAAGACUCAUUACCCUUGUUUAAAGGAUGCUGAUGGAGACGUCAUAUCCUUUCCCCCUAUAACUAACAGUGAGAAAACAAAGAUUUCUAAAGAAACCACUGAUAUAUUGAUUGAAGUGACUAGUUCAACUAAUUUAGAUGUGUGUAAAAAAGUUUUGGAGGAGAUGCUCAGAGAAACUUUGCUGCUAGGUGUUGGUACACCUGGUUCAGAUGUCGGAGAAAAGGAAGUGGAGGGAGAAGCUCCAAAAGAAGUGGAUACUAGUCGCAUGAGAUUUCCUCAAAAGCUAACAGUAGAACAGGUCAAAGUUAUUGAUGCUCAGGGAAAUCUACGAGUGAUAUUCCCUUCAAGAGUAGAUUUACAAAACCCAGCUUAUGACGUGAUUAGGAACUAUGAAUAAAAAUCUGCAGAAUAAUUUUCUGUUCAUUUGAUUUAACAUAGGGAUUUUUCAUUAUGGCUAAUUUAUUAUUUGAUUUUUCUAAAUGCUUGCUUUUAAUUAAAUUUUAUCUCCGUUUGUAAUUGUCAGUCAUAAGGCUAGCUGUUGUGAUUCCUUCUAUAAUAAAAUAAAAAGUAAUCAGUGAUUGGUAUUUAAAAAACUAAAACAUUUUCAUAUAAUUGUUUCUACUCUUAGCUGAAAAAAUUAUUGAAAAAAAGGUAAGCUACAAAAAAUAAUUAAGUUAUUUUUCUGUUAUCAAAUUUUUUGUAGGUGCUGUUAUUCUAUCUUGAUUUAAAAAUUGAAAACAAAGACAUGAAUGCUUAUUGAACCCAUUUAAAUUACUUAAAAUAUUGAUUUUAAAAUUGUGGUAAAAGUGUUGUCUUCUUCUAAGUAUUUUGAUGGAUGCAAAUAAUUAGCUUGCUUCACAUGAAAUUUUAAAUGGAAACUGUGUACCAGAAAUUUCUGUAUUUGGCAAUAAACAUUGUGUUCUUUCUUGAGCAAAGUUUCAUGUUUGGU